This is a messenger RNA of Coccinella septempunctata (seven-spotted ladybird), 567 nucleotides long. RefSeq lists its product as uncharacterized. The transcript has 4 exons. Bases 137 to 367 code for a protein of 76 amino acids. The record is from RefSeq and is a predicted model, not a curated record. NCBI's taxonomy places the organism in Eukaryota, Metazoa, Arthropoda, Insecta, Coleoptera, Coccinellidae.
AGACUUGGUGUCCAGUACGCGGUGGGGUCUAUUGCCAUAUUCCACAUAUAUAAAGUAGAACUUCGUGGUCGAAACUAUAUCACUUCAUUCAAUUCAGUGUUCUGUGACUAAGUGGAUAGAUUAUUUACCACUCAAAAUGACCUCCAUGAGAAUCAUCUUCGCUUUCUUGGCUGUUGUCUUAGCUGUUGCUACUGCUGCUCCAGGAUGGGGACACAAACAUGAGCAUGUUGUCAUUCAUGUACCCUACAAAGUACAUCACGUUCAUCAUCAUCAUGUUAAGGAAGUCCACGUCCCAGUAGUCAAGAAGGUCAUCAUCGAGAAACCUCAUUACGAGCACAUCGAACAUCAUCAUGGAGGAUGGUGGUAAAUAGUCCACUAGUGGAUUGAAUCCAAGUACCUGCCUUUAGUCACAGUAAUUCAUGCUACAGCUGUCCCAUGGACAUGGCGGAAAGUUCAAAACAGUACUUCACUUAGUAGGAGUUUUGUAGUUCCGUUGUAGUUUCAUAAAAAAAAUGUUUGUACAUAUACUUCUCAUGCUAGUUGAUUCAUGUAAAUAAAUAACAUCAU